GCAGAAGAGUGGAAAGCUGCUGCUGAUGGCAUUGUUUUUGUGGCAGCGGCUGAAUGACAGACUUUGCCUACAAAGAUACACCCUCGGCCCCUCUGUAGCCUUCUUGGUUCCGGCGUUUCACCAUGCCAGCGCAGCGCCAUGAAUCCUGGAUGCAUGCUGCUAUUUGUGUUUGGCUUCGUUGGCGGGGCGGUGGUCAUUAAUUCUGCUAUCUUGGUGUCUCUCUCGGUUUUGCUGCUUGUGCACUUUUCUAUUUCUACUGGUGUGCCAGCUCUGACGCAGAACCUACCAAGGAUACUCAGAAAGGAGCGUCCGAUAUCACUGGGCAUAUUCCCGUUACCUCCAGGAGAUGCACUACUUACACCUGAAACUCAGAGAGAAGCUGGAGAAACGCCUGGGUCAGAGCACUGGAAAUUCCAUGAGCUAAGCCAGCCACGGUCCCACACAAGCCUAAAGGAUGAGCUCUCUGAUGUUAGCCAAGCAGGCUCAAAAUCUACUACUCCAGCGUCUGCAGCUGCUUCAGAUGUACCUGUACUGCCUGCUGAAACUCCUCAAAAGGAAGAUGUUGAAGGGCUUGCAAAGGACACAGAUAUGCCGAAUGAGAAGCCGGAUAUAAGCAAGAAUAUUGAAGUACAGGUAGCUCAAGAGACAAGAAAUGUGUCCACUGGUGGAAAUGAAAAUGAAGAAAAAUCUGAAGUUCAGGCAAUCAUUGAGUCAACUCCAGAGUUGGAUAUGGAUAAAGAUCUCAGUGGAUAUAAGGGUUCUAGCACUCCUACCAAAGGCAUAGAGAACAAAGCAUUUGACCGUAAUACAGAGUCACUCUUUGAAGAGCUGUCAUCUGCUGGUUCUGGCCUAAUUGGAGAUGUGGAUGAAGGUGCAGAUUUACUGGGAAUGGGUCGUGAGGUUGAAAACCUGAUUUUGGAAAACACUCAGCUGUUGGAGACAAAAAAUGCACUGAAUGUAGUGAAGAAUGAUUUGAUAGCAAAGGUGGAUGAAUUGACCUGUGAGAAGGAUGUACUACAAGGUGAAUUAGAGGCUGUAAAACAAGCAAAACAAAAGCUGGAAGAGAAGAACAAGGAACUGGAAGAAGAACUGAGAAAAGCUCGUGCAGAAGCAGAGGAAGCAAGACAGAAAGCUAAAGAGGAUGAUGAUAGUGAUGUCCCCACGGCUCAGCGGAAGCGUUUUACUCGUGUUGAAAUGGCCCGUGUUCUGAUGGAAAGAAAUCAGUAUAAAGAGAGGUUGAUGGAGCUUCAGGAAGCUGUCCGGUGGACUGAGAUGAUAAGAGCAUCAAGAGAAAAUCCAGCCAUGCAAGAAAAGAAGAGAUCAAGCAUUUGGCAGUUUUUUAGCAGGCUCUUCAGUUCAUCUAGCAAUACAGCUAAGAAACCAGAACCUCCUGUCAAUGUUAAAUAUAAUGCUCCAACCUCACAUAUUACUCCAUCAGUCAAGAAAAGAAGCAGCACCUUAUCUCAAUUACCCAGUGACAAAUCUAAAGCCUUUGAAUUCCUCAGCGAAGAAACGGAAGCCAGUUUAGCUUCACGCAGAGAGCAGAAGAGAGAGCAGUAUCGCCAAGUGAAAGCACACGUUCAGAAAGAGGAUGGUAGAGUGCAAGCAUUUGGCUGGAGUCUACCUCAGAAGUACAAACAGGUGGCAAAUGGUGGCCAGAGUGACAAUAAGAUGAAGAACUUGCCUGUACCUGUUUAUUUGAGACCUUUAGAUGAGAAGGAUACCUCUAUGAAGCUGUGGUGUGCUGUAGGGGUAAACCUAUCAGGAGGGAAAACACGAGAUGGUGGAUCUGUGGUUGGUGCUAGUGUGUUCUACAAUGAUGUGACUGGUACAGAUGCCGAUGGCAACAAGCAACAAACAGGAUCUCAAAGUAGCUUAGAUAGGCUAGACCAGGAGCUCAAGGACCAACAGAAGGAGCUGAAGUAUCAGGAAGAAUUAUCCAGUCUAGUCUGGAUCUGUACUAGCACACAUUCUGCUACAAAAGUUAUCAUUAUUGAUGCUAAUCAACCUGGAAAUAUUCUGGACAGUUUCAUUGUUUGCAAUUCUCACGUACUUUGUAUUGCAAGUGUACCAGGGGCAAGGGAAACAGACUAUCCUGCAGGAGAAGAAGGGUCCCAAGAAGCAGAUCCCAGUCAAGUGGACAAGUCAUCCCUGUGUGGAAGUAUGACUAGCAACAGCUCUGCAGAAACCGACAGCUUGCUAGGAGGAAUAACAGUGGUUGGCUGUACUGCAGAGGGUGUCACAGCAGCACCUGUAGCUCAUGAUGCGAACGGUGGCUUGCCAAUGGCAGAUAAACAAUCAGAUACUGCGACUGAAAGUAAUUCAGUAGAUGAGAACAUUCCAACAGCAGAGGAGGCAACAGAAGCAACAGAAGUCAAUGCAGGGACAGGAGAAGACACAACUGAUAUUGCACAAACUGGAGUCUACACAGAGCACGUCUUUACAGAUCCUUUGGGAGUGCAAAAUACAACAGAGGCAUCUCCAGUGUACCAGCCUAGUACUGAGUCAGAGUUAUAUAAAGACGUUGCAGUUUUGCCAAAUGAGCAAGAUCUAGUGAGAGAAGAAGCACAGAAAAUGAGUAGCCUUUUACCAACGAUGUGGCUUGGAGCACAGAAUGGAUGCCUGUAUGUUCAUUCGUCAGUGGCCCAGUGGAGGAAAUGUGUUCAUGCCAUUAAACUUAAAGAUUCUAUUCUCAGUAUUGUACAUGUAAAAGGAAUAGUAUUAGUUGCACUAGCGGAUGGAACGCUAGCGAUAUUUCACCGAGGAGUUGACGGUCAGUGGGAUUUGACGAAUUAUCACCUCUUAGACCUGGGCCGGCCACAUCAUUCGAUAAGAUGCAUGACAGUGGUACAUGACAAAGUCUGGUGUGGCUACAGGAACAAAAUCUAUGUUGUUCAGCCAAAGGCCAUGAAAAUAGAGAAGUCAUUUGAUGCACAUCCAAGAAGAGAAAGCCAAGUGAGACAGCUGGCAUGGGUGGGUGAUGGGGUAUGGGUGUCUAUUCGUUUGGACUCCACCCUCCGUCUCUAUCAUGCACACACGUAUCAGCAUCUACAAGAUGUGGACAUUGAACCUUAUGUAAGCAAAAUGCUAGGUACUGGUAAACUGGGAUUCUCAUUUGUGAGAAUCACAGCUCUUAUGGUGUCUUGUAAUCGUUUAUGGGUAGGAACAGGAAAUGGUGUCAUCAUCUCCAUUCCAUUAACAGAAACUGUAAUCCUCCACCAGGGACGUUUACUGGGGCUGAGGGCUAAUAAAGCAGCAGCAGGCUCCGGAAAUCGUCCAGGGAGUGUAAUACGUGUAUAUGGCGAUGAGAACAGUGACAAAGUGACUCCAGGAACGUUCAUACCGUAUUGUUCAAUGGCACACGCACAGCUUUGCUUCCAUGGGCACCGGGAUGCUGUUAAAUUCUUCGUCGCUGUACCUGGUCAGGUUGUUUGCCCACAGAGCAGUGGGGGAACAGAGCUAACAGCUGAUAAACCAGCCCAAGAGUCCUUCAACCAGAGUCCUUUGAAAUCAAUGUUGGUGAUAAGUGGUGGAGAAGGAUAUAUUGACUUCAGAAUGGGUGAUGAAGGUGGAGAAUCUGAACUCCUUGGAGAAGCUCUACAACUUGAACCUUCUGUAGCCAAAGCUGAGAGGAGUCACUUGAUAGUGUGGCAAGUAAUGUGUGGCAGUGAGUGAGCCUGUAGGAUGCAGCUGGAGACCUUAAAAAAGAAAAAGAAAAAAAAAAAAAGGAAAAAAAAAAAAAAGAAGCUUCUGCAUGUUUUUUUUUUUAUUUUGUGAAACCUGUUUCACUACAUGAUGUUGAAGCGUUUCUUUGCUGGUUUAACUUUAUAUUGCAAAUCUGUCAUACCUUUAACUAUACAGGAAUUAGCUUGUGCUGUUUUACUGCACCUGUGUUACAUGGAACAGUAUCAUGAGAUCGGAUCUCUCUCAGAACUGGUGUGCACACCUUAGUAAGCAACUGAGACAUCAGUUUUACUGUACCACAGCAAUCUAAUGUAGUUCACUUCUUCAGUAGUCUCACUUGAGUUCAGCUUUAUUACAACUGAGCUUCAUUUCGCUGUAUAAUGCAUUGAGUAAAACAGCAAAGUUAUUCCCAGAGUACUAAAAAAUUGACAAAUUAUAAGACGGAUUAUUAAGGCUCAUCCAAAUACUCAGUGAGGGCUAAAGCAAU
This is a messenger RNA of Antrostomus carolinensis (chuck-will's-widow), 4171 nucleotides long. It is a transcript of the gene SPAG9, whose product is annotated as sperm associated antigen 9. Gene Ontology annotation, cellular component: cytoplasm. The record is from RefSeq and is a predicted model, not a curated record. The transcript is spliced from 27 exons. Gene Ontology annotation, molecular function: signaling receptor complex adaptor activity; JUN kinase binding; kinesin binding. The coding region runs from base 139 to 3675 and encodes 1178 amino acids. NCBI's taxonomy places the organism in Eukaryota, Metazoa, Chordata, Aves, Caprimulgiformes, Caprimulgidae. Gene Ontology annotation, biological process: vesicle-mediated transport.